This is a messenger RNA of Closterium sp. Naga37s-1, 435 nucleotides long. NCBI's taxonomy places the organism in Eukaryota, Viridiplantae, Streptophyta, Zygnematophyceae, Desmidiales, Closteriaceae. The record is from the annotation of a GenBank genome assembly.
AUGAAAGAAAACUUUCUCACGAUUACGGGUAAAAAGGAGGUUCGAGACACGAACAAAAAUCUGCACUUCACUAUCGCGAACAGCAAGGUCGAGAUUCUGGACGCUGCAGGAGGACCAGUGUGCAUGCUAGUAAGCAAGGUGUUCACGAUUCGAAACACCACCUAUCUCUGUCCGGGAAACAGCACAGACACGGAUGGUCACUUGCUAAGGGCUAGGAAACUCCUCUUCACCAUUGCCCCCGUUCUUGAGGUUUUCUUGCGGGGAAACAAUUCAGACAACCCGGACAUGAUAUUAUCUGGCUCAAUUUUCAAUUAUGAUUUCAAAGUUAGUUUCUGCCAACCCAAACCCUUCUUUCCCAUGGCUCCCCUCCUUUUCUUCCACUCCCAUUCAUUGCAGAAUGAGCAUUGCUUUAUCCUUUUUGUCAUAACCCACUGA